CGAUUGGUUCGGCCGGGGUGGUGAUUGGUUGCGUAGUGCGCAGCGGCGGUCUCUCCCCUGGUGCACUGUCGCCCCGCGGGACCCCUCGUGCGAGACUCCGCCCCGGGGACACCUGCUGCGCAGACCCGGCGCUGGAGCGAUCUGUCCGGCUCCUCGCGGGGGUGCAGCGGGUUCGCGCUCCCAGGGUCGCUGCCUCUCGGAGCUGCCGAUCUCUUUCCACCCUGCCCCGGGAACAUGAGUGAGGGGGUGGGAAGCGAGCGGCAGUUGCUGCCCCGGCUCUGCCGCCUGGAGAAGGGGCCGAACGGCUACGGCUUCCACCUGCACGGGGAGAAGGGCAAGGUGGGCCAGUUCAUCCGGCUGGUGGAGCCUGACUCCCCGGCCGAGACGUCGGGGCUGCGGGCCGGGGACCGGCUAGUGGAGGUGAACGGCGAGAACGUGGAGAAGGAGAGUCACCAGCAGGUGGUGAGCCGCAUCCGAGCAGCCCCGGGCGCCGUGCGCCUGCUGGUGGUGGACUCGGAGACGGACAAGCAGCUGCAGAAGCUGGGCGUCCAGUGCCGGGAGGAGAUGAUCCACGGGCUGCCCGCCGCGGGGCCGGAGAACCUGGAGGAGAAAAGUAACGAGGAGCCGCAGGAGGCACCGAGGGAGCAGGCGGAGAGACCAGGCGGGGAGGAGAAGAGCCACCCUGCGGAGCAGAAAGAGCUGCGGCCUCGUCUCUGCCUGAUGAAGAAGGGCCCUAACGGCUACGGAUUCAACCUCCACAGUGACAAAACCAAGCCGGGGCAGUACAUCCGGGCCGUGGAUCCAGACUCGCCGGCUGAAUCCUCAGGGCUACGUCCGCAAGAUCGCAUCAUUGAGGUGAACGGACAGUGCAUGGAAGGGAAGCAGCACUCUGACGUGGUGACGGCUAUCAAAGCCGGGGGAGAUGAGACCAAGCUGCUGGUGGUGGAUAGCUUAACAGAUGAGUUCUUCAAGAAGUGCAAAGUCAUUCCCUCGGAGGAGCACUUGACAGGUCCCUUGCCAGAGCCAGUUGCCAACGGCGAAGUAGAGAAGGAGGACAGCAGAGAGCAGCGGCCAGAGUCCGUAUCUGAAAGUCUAUCGAGCCCCGAGCCAAUGGCUGUGUCCCCCUCUUUGAAAGAGACCUACAACGAGUCUGACUCACAAGAGAAGGAGGAGAAGCGAAACUCCACGCCCGAUCCGCUCCUGGACCUCAACGUUCCUCUGGCUGUGGCCAAGGAGCGCGCGCACCAGAAACGCACCAGCAAGAGGGCGCCACAGAUGAACUGGAGCAAGAAAAACGAACUGUUCAGCAAUCUCUGAAAAACCCCCCGGCAGAGGAGAGGAGAGGUAGCAAACUCUCCAGUGUCUGGCCCAAAUCUCCACCAGCAUCUUACUUUCUUCCCAGUCUCCAGUUUCACUAGGGAGUGGAGUCCUUUUCCCCCCACACUUGGAUUGCACAAUUUGGUUGUCUCUACUGUAAUCUAAAGGAAAAAAGCACAAUGGCUCCUUUUGCGAGUUUCCAGAGCAGCGUUAACAUUCAGAGAACAAGAUGUUUUUUUGUGUCUCAGUAGCUUAGGGUUCAUGCGUGGUAAGGGGUUGGACCAUUCCACGGCCCAAAUCAAACCCCUAUGUGUUUGCAGUGGGCACUGUGGAACACCUCUCAUUCUCACUGGCUUUCUACUGAAAGCUUAAAUCUAUGUAAAUGCAGGGAAGACGUUCAGCAGUGACGUGGGAUUUUGAGUGCCUGACUUGAGACCCCUUAAAGAGUCCUAAUGUAAUGCUUGGCUCUUAAAGGAGCUUGGGUAUAUUUUCUGGUGUCUCCAGCUGAGCACCCAAAAUCACUAGACAUAUCUGAAUAUCUCAGCCUUAGGCUUCAGUUUGGCCAAGAACCAAACAACAUUCCUUCCAAGAGUUACUAUUUGUUUAGGGUGGGGUUUUUUGUGUUUUACCUCUGACCUGGGGCUUCCAUCUACAAUGAUCCAGCCCCAUCAAAUCCCCUGGUCUGAAGGUACCCAGAGGGCACUGUAGUUGAGUCAGUUUAACCAAGCACUUGUGUGAAUGCCAUGAAACCGGUGUCCUGAACACAUCUCACUGAACCAUUUGUCCCAGGCCAACUGGAAGCAAACUUUCAAAGGAUCUAGCUCCCUAGAUAGCUGAGGCCUGAGACCAGAAGGGCUUCCCUUGCCAUGUUAUACCGGAGGGUUUGUUCCUGCAGGGGAGGGCUGUUUGGACCAAGCACAAUGACCAAUAACUGCAAGUGGGAAUCUCCUCCGAUGGCUGGUUACUCCUGGAGACCGAACUGAUCAGGGUUUUGAAGACUGAAAUGUAUAAUGUAAAGGUUUUUAAAUAGACUCUCUCUCCAUUUUCUGAAAUGAGAUGCUUCUAAUCACACUGAUUUUUUUUUUUUUUUUUUUUUAAGGAGGGGGAGGGGAAAAAUUUAUUCUGUGGUGAUUUUUCCCUGUGGAUGUUUUAUUUCUGUGUUUGCAAUCGAGGUAUUAUUGUACUGUCAAGCUCAAGAGAAAUGCUCUUUACCGGGGGAAAAAAAA
Molecule: messenger RNA, 2543 nt
Organism: Chelonoidis abingdonii (Abingdon island giant tortoise)
Lineage: Eukaryota; Metazoa; Chordata; Testudines; Testudinidae
Gene: NHERF1
Product: NHERF family PDZ scaffold protein 1
Biological process (GO): protein localization to plasma membrane
Cellular component (GO): apical plasma membrane
Molecular function (GO): protein-membrane adaptor activity; signaling receptor binding
Source: RefSeq, a predicted model, not a curated record